AUGGUGGACUCUAGUAUCAGAAAGAUGGAUUGUAUUGAGAAAGAUAUGAUUAGUGAACUGUCUUGUCCCUUACAAGAAACUAUCCUGGGGUUUUUGCCGAUACGAGAUGCUGUGAGAAGUAGUGCCUUGUCAAGAAAAUGGAGGCAUAAAUGGACUAUGAUUCCGCACCUAAUCUUUGAUGACCAGUUCUUUGAUAGCAAGAGGAAGAACUUAAGGCAGUAUCAGGAUAAAAAACUAAGGGCGCAUGGAUUUGUUAGUGUGAUUAAUAAAGUUCUUCUACUCCACCAGGGUCCCAUUCUUGAAUUUUCUUUGACUAAUCUUGAAGGCUGUGAUACUAAAAUAGUACAUGAUUACAUAUCUCAGUGGCUGCCAUUAUUGUCAAGGAAUGGAAUCAAGAAGUUUAAUUUGAAGAACUGUCACUUUGAUAAUAUUGCAGCAUAUGGUUUCUCUUCUUUAGACCUGACCCAAUUGAGGCUUGAUGGAGUUCUAUUUUCCACUUCACCUUCAUUUCGAAGUUUUACUUGUCUGAGGAGCCUUGAGCUAGUCGAUUGCAUAAACAACAAACCAAGUAUAUUUGUUUGCCCUGUGCUUGGGGAGUUGGUCUUGAUAUACUGUGAAGGACUCCUCCCGAACAACUUUCGUGCUCCUAAUCUCAAACGCCUAAAGCAAGCAAUUUGCAAAUUACCUUUGGAAUAUUCUUUAGCUGGGUUACCAAACCUUAAAGAAUUUUCCUGCACUGCACUUACAAUUCCAAUGAUAAAUGCAAAAGCAUUUAGCGGGGUCAACUUUCUUGACAGUUUACAUACAAUUGAAAAGCUCUCUUUAAAAUUUACUUUUGUCAAGGCUAUGGAAAUAAAUGAUGCCGUUGAAGGGAAUCUCAGGAAUUAUUUGGCAAAAAAAUUUGUAGAUUGCACCUUUGAACAUCUAGAAAUUGUGACCUGUACUUGGCUCAGAGGUCUUAGGGAUGAGUUGGAGCUAGUCAAAUUUCUACUUGCCAACUCCCCGUUAUUGAAAAAGAUGUUCAUCCAUCAUUGUGUAACGGUAAGAACGGAUGUAGCAUUAAACAUUGCAGAAGAGAUGUUACAAUAUGCCAGAGCUUCAUCAGAAGCACAGAUCAGGUUUUUGAAAGACGAUCUUAAUAUUGAAUAUUUUUAA
Messenger RNA from Daucus carota subsp. sativus, 1155 nucleotides. RefSeq names its product F-box/FBD/LRR-repeat protein At1g13570. The transcript is spliced from 2 exons. Bases 1 to 1155 code for a protein of 384 amino acids. The record is from RefSeq and is a predicted model, not a curated record. Gene Ontology annotation, molecular function: protein binding. Lineage: Eukaryota; Viridiplantae; Streptophyta; Magnoliopsida; Apiales; Apiaceae.